This is a messenger RNA of Triplophysa dalaica, 3256 nucleotides long. RefSeq names its product putative cyclin-dependent serine/threonine-protein kinase DDB_G0272797/DDB_G0274007 (gene pdgfba). The record is from RefSeq and is a predicted model, not a curated record. The coding region runs from base 335 to 1828 and encodes 497 amino acids. NCBI's taxonomy places the organism in Eukaryota, Metazoa, Chordata, Actinopteri, Cypriniformes, Nemacheilidae. The transcript has 7 exons. Gene Ontology annotation, molecular function: platelet-derived growth factor receptor binding; growth factor activity. Gene Ontology annotation, biological process: positive regulation of ERK1 and ERK2 cascade; positive regulation of protein autophosphorylation; platelet-derived growth factor receptor signaling pathway. Gene Ontology annotation, cellular component: membrane.
UGCAAUAUAACUGCUCACUAUAGUAAACUUGCAUACUUUGAAAGCAUUGGAUGCAGUUGUUAUUUUUACAGAUACUAUUUCACACUGGACAUACUGCACUUGGAUAUUCAAAGCUUGUAUUUGAAGCCGAACAGUGGAGUUUUGCCUUUCUUUCAAUUAAUUGAAUAAAAUGCGUUUUUUAAGGGAUCGGUGACUGUAACAAUAUCUUUACACUGGAGAUUAAAGUCAAUACGGACCCGCUGGCAACGCAAUUGAAGUGAAUCUGGAAUAAACUUGACAGCAGCGGAGUGCGCGCGCGUGUUUGACAUAGAGAGUGACAGUUGGAUGUGCGCGCAUGAUGAGCUCGCGGCUUCUGCUGCUGGUGCUCGCGGCGCUCGCGGCGUGCCAGUGCUCCGGUCGCUCGCAGGGGGACCCUAUUCCUUCAUCUCUGGUGGAUUUAGUGUUGAACAGCCCGAUCUCAUCUAUGGAUGACCUGAAGAGACUUCUGGACGUAGAAUUCGUAGAGGAAGAUGACGAGAAGCCCGAGAACGAGAACCACGCCAACCAAACACACCAACGUUUCUCCAGAAGCCUAAGCGUUCAGGUGGCCCAGAUGGCGAUGUGUAAAGUUAGGACAGAAGUUAUGGAAGUGACCCGUGCGAUGUUGGACAAACGGAAUACCAACUUCAAGUUAUGGCCUCCGUGUGUGGAAGUGCAACGCUGCUCUGGCUGUUGCAACUCACAUCUUCUACAAUGCGUGCCAGUUGCCCGAGACACACGGCAUUUACAGAUGACAAAAAUUCAGUUUGUCGACAAACGACCGGUCUAUGAAAAAGUUAUCAUACCCGUAGAGGACCACGUGACUUGUAGCUGUCAACCGCACCAUUCUCCAAAUGCCCCACGCAUCCAGACCACGCCCCUUCCUCCACCCCGGCUCCACCCUAAAGUAACGGCACCAAAGAGGCAAUCAAAAGAGGAGCUCCAUCGGCAUGAUGAACUCAAAAAUAAUCAAAGACUGCACUUAGAAGACAAAGAAACACAUGAACUGCAGUGGCAGUCCAAAUACACACUUUCACACACACAGGGCUACCAACAAAGCCCGUCUCAACACGCACUCACACCGGCGGGACAGGUUAAUGUAUAUAAAGGAGUAGUUCCCACUCAUCAAACCACAUUAGGAGUUCCACACAUGAUGAGCGAUGAAACGAAGACAGAGGAAGUAGAGGAACAUCGGGGAAAACCUGAUCAUCACACGCAUGUGGGCAGUGGAGAUGGCACAACGGUAAAGACGCCCACUGUGGGACAGCAUUACAACCAAAGUCACCGUGACGAACAGCCGUCGAAACCACAGCAACCACAUCAUCAAACUACACCACAGCAACAAAAACACAAUCCUACCCAUGAUUCCGUCCAAUCAGAGCACAGUGUGCCAAACAGCGGCCAAUUAGAUCCAAUUAGUCGCACCUACAGCCACGUGGAGGUGAUCGGCCAAUCCAGUGGCUUAUCUGAAGUGCUAAGUGAUCACCAAUCAGAAGUUAGAAAACACCACCGUCACCAAUCAGAAACAAGUAAUGAUCAGAAUGAGCCGCAAGAGCAGGAAAUGGACAAGCACCAAGAAGAAACGCAGCAUCAUCUUCGUCAUCAACACCACCAUCAUCAACAUCAUCAUACAACACAAGGGUUGACCCAUCAACAGACCACACAACAAACAGUGACGAAAGCCCCACGGACCACACCCUCGGCCCCCAAGACUCCACCUCCACUUCAGCCCCCGCGGAAGCGUCGACGGAAACAUCGGAGGAGGAUGAGCAAGGCCUCCAUGAGAGCUAUGAUAAUGGUAAUGUCCUGAAGAAGGCCAUGACUCUGAACCGCUGCCAAAGUCCCAGGAAAAACCACAAAGCUGCGAGUCAGGGCGGAGACGCACAGGAUAUAAUGGAGACACACUGGAAAUAUAUUUUUAUAAUAACUGGAAAUGUCUUUGAUCUUUGCCAAAUAAGCUCCUAUGAACUACAUUUCCCAUCAGCCAUUGCAGUCAUUGGAGGCCACCAGUUCUGCAGCCUCUGGACUAUGGGAGCUGGCUACACUCAGGAUAUCCUGUGAGCACGGACUUAAAAGGGAUUCCAUAAGGACAAAAAACUGCCUGCUAAAUAGUGCGACCGUAUUUAAAACACAACAAAAUUGAGGUCUGCCAAAUACACAUCUUUCAGCAUACUACGGCCAAAUGCUGUGCAAUAUUGACUUGAACUAACGGUCGGCCCUUGUUCAUUUUAAACUGCUGGGCCAGGUUGGAAAAAAGACUGUGGACUGCUCGAGGAACUACUGGAAUAGCAACUAGAAGUUGCGAAUGAGAAGUUAAAACUGGAAUGUGUAAAAGGACUUUGAAUUUGGACUCUCGAAGAGCAAAGCAACAGGAGAUAUGAAGCUCAGGACUUAAGAGUUCCGAGUAUAAAAUGCAAAACGUAACUAUAAAUGCAUCGCUAAUGGUAUAAUCUGUACAUUUGCAACUACUUAAACACUCCAAGAUUAUUAGAUACCAAGAUAUCUGCUGGCUCGAUAUGAAACUUGGAUAAAAGCACUUAAUAGUACCAUGGUAUUCCAAUGCAGUUUUUAGACACAUCACCAUGGUACCCUGGAGUAAAAUGUAUAUACCAUGGUACAUGAGUAUGGUUAUUCAUCUGAUACCAUUGGUAUACCGUGAUACCGUCACAGAACUUUGUUGUAAGGGACAUUUAUAAGUAUCUUGCACAGUAUCUAUGUGGUGCAAACACUGGAAUAUCGUACACUGGAUGUUAUCAAACUGUUUUCAUGUUGGUAGAUCGAUAUAACCUCGUUGUGCAUGGUCAAAUAUGAUCGCAAUCAAGAUUAAAAUGAAUGAAAUGAUACUAUCCUAUAGGGGGCAGUAUGGAGUGCUCUGUAACUGACAUUAUAUGCCUACUGUUCCCAUAGACAUACAUAGACGCCGCAGUUUAUCGGGCAGUCUUGCCCUUCCCAAUAUGGCCGCACCGUUGACCCAUUGCACCAAAAGCGCUCAAUGUGCCGUCUAUGUAUGUCUAGGGCUGUUCCCUCUCUGUGCGUUCAGCUGCUUUUGAAAACUUGUAAAGCUAUAAAAUAACUGUUGUAAAUGCUGAAUUUCUUUUCUGGCUCGUAACUUAUUUAUGAAAGGGUAGAUGCUCUAGCCAUCGGCUUUCAAGAGUAAUGAAUUAAUUAUUUGUUGGAAUGAGAAUUAUUGUUAAUGUUAUAAUGCUAUUUUAAUAUAAAUAUAAAAGUGUUAAAUGUA